UUGAAGCUUCUGCGACAAUCAGGUGAAAUGCUCCACAGAAGGCGGUUAAAAUCCAGAAUCAGGUUUGAAUGGCAGGAGUUUGAAAUAGAGCUCCAAUCCAAGCUCUACAGCUUGACAGAAGAUGAAGUUGAGUCGAGUAACAUCCCUGGUCUGCCAGUUUUACCCGAACAACACAACUCCCGGACGUCUGCUGAGGGAAAUAAAGGGGAGCUUUCCACGGAGCAGUGUGUGGAAGAUAUUAAAGGUGACUCACUGGACACCAGCAUCAUUGAGGAUGACGACAGCAUAAUCUGUGCAUUUAAGAACAAGGUGCUAACAAGUGAGGCUCAAUCUGGUAGUGAAUUAUCUGCAGCCAGCGGCAACACCAUCGUAGAAGAGUGUAAGAUCAGCACUGCGGAUCAGUGCAUCUCUGCAGUGCCUUGUGUUUCUUCAUACGGCAUCAUGGCGGGUGCACCAUUCACCGAGCAUUCGUCAGCCUUCACCCAAACUGAAGAGCUUCUCACAGCCGACAAGAACAUGCUUACUGAACUGCACAUGUCUGACCUCGACUAUGUCGCUCAGGAAUUUAACAAACUAAAGGUGGCCCAGGAGGUGAGAAGCAAAAAAGAGAAGAGUCUGUAUCACCGCCAGGAAAAGCAAUGCGACAAUUUAGGAUGUGCUCAGAAGGCGGAGCUAAGUGUGCUGGCCCUGCAGUACCACAUGUGCCGACAGCACAUUUGCCAGCACGGAAACGUCAGUCAUAAACUGUCAUCUGAGUCUCCAGCCAGUAUUACGAAUGAUCUCCAAAAACUGGAAUCUGACUACAAUCAGAUGAGAGAUGAGAUCCUGGCAGGGAUUCCUCUGGAUCAUCUCAAGCCGUUGACUUUAGACUGUGAAGGGAACAUAGAUAAAGUGUUGGAAAAUCCGGGGUCUGGGGUGACAUGCAUGGAGGAAGCACAACAAGGCAGAACAUUAUUAGAGUGCAGCCAGGAUGCUCAGAGAAUGUCCAGGAGCACCAGCACCACCUGUAAAGUGAACACUCCUGAAGAAAACCACUCAACAGGUGCAUGCAAAGAGCUGAACACGGGUGAGGUGUGGUACGAUGCCAAGGAAGACAUUCAUCCAGCUUCUAUACCUGCUAUGGUGGAAGAACAGCCAGAAGACAUGUCAAAAGCAAACACAGAAUUGGCCAACGAGACGAAAAUGGCUCCUGGACUUGGUGUCCCUAAAAUUACCAACAAUGCGACUGAGGCGACCACCCAAAAACGUUUGGGGGUCAGCAGCACACCCACGGCAAGAGCAACCUUUGUGCCCCAGCACUACGGCACCACAGCUGCAUUCGACACACUGAUGAAUGAGCUGACACACAUCCACCCAGGUGUGGCAAGGCAGAGCAUUGUGGGCGCUUUGAAGGAGCUGUGGGACAUUUACCAAAGUGAUCUCUGGACUCUGCCCCUCAACAUUAUCAGGAAAAUAGCAUCUGAUCUCCUUAACAGGCGAGUGAAUGUGACGCCACCUUGAGAAAAUGUUUUGUUGACCAAAAAAAACGACAUUCAUGUUUGGCCUUUGAAAGUCAUGAUACACCGACAAGGUUUGGAAUUUACGACUUGGUUACUAAUUUGCUAUAAGUUUUGCAUUGAUACCUUCAGGUUGUCAGAUUUGUGCUAUCGUGACGGUUUUUGUUUUCAGUAGUUUCCGCU
Phycodurus eques (leafy seadragon) is the source of this 1679-nucleotide messenger RNA. It is a transcript of the gene rbm44, whose product is annotated as RNA binding motif protein 44. The transcript is spliced from 11 exons. The coding region runs from base 28 to 1500 and encodes 490 amino acids. NCBI's taxonomy places the organism in Eukaryota, Metazoa, Chordata, Actinopteri, Syngnathiformes, Syngnathidae. The record is from RefSeq and is a predicted model, not a curated record.